Molecule: messenger RNA, 2005 nt
Organism: Callorhinchus milii (elephant shark)
Lineage: Eukaryota; Metazoa; Chordata; Chondrichthyes; Chimaeriformes; Callorhinchidae
Gene: rmp64
Product: nucleolus and neural progenitor protein
Exons: 9
Coding region: 31-1677 (548 amino acids)
Biological process (GO): positive regulation of Notch signaling pathway
Cellular component (GO): nucleus
Source: RefSeq, a predicted model, not a curated record
GUGGUGGGGUUCUGCUUCCGGGUGAGGAACAUGGCGGGUCCGGCCUGGAACGCGGUGACCGUGCCGUUGCCGGGGAGUCAGUGCACUGUGCCCGUGAGCAGCGACUCCCACACAGAUGGAUGUAUACGGGUUCUCAUACCGGCCUGUCAAAACGUUGUAAAGCUAUUAAGAAGUAGAGUUCUUACAGCAGAGUUGGAUGUUCUGUCUUCUUUGCUGUACGUUUUUCACUACAAGCUGCGCCAACACAAGCCGUAUCUAGCACUGAAACAGGUUGAACAGUGUGUAAAGCGUCUGAGUAAUAUGCGACUCGAGGCUUCAAUUCGGGAUCUGAUCGAGUUGUGUCCAAGGACAUCCGAGAUCAACAAAGCCGGUACAAAACGUGUUCCCAGCCAACCAAUGCUGGAGUGGACAGCACUGAGAGUAUUGGGUGGCUGCAAGUUGAUGUUGCGUCUUAUGGAUGUGUGCUCCAAAGCAUUUCAACUGGCUAUCAAGCAUCUUCACUGGCAAGAAUUCAUAGUUCUAAAUUUUAUUGUUACAGGAUUGCUCAGCAGACUUUGGGUGCUAUCUAGAGGGAUUUUACAAAGCCUAGUUGUUUUAUAUGAGAAACUAUAUCCCCUCCUGAAGAAAGUGGAAAAAAUUCAACAGUUGCCUUAUGUGAAGGAUUUUACUUUACCUGCCAAUGUUCAGGAAUGGCUUGGUUCUCCCUACACCAAAGUUAUGCAAGAGAAAUUAAAGAACAUUUCAUCUCAACUGAGUAAGAUCCCCACAAGAAUACCAGAUCUUCUUGACAAAUUGUUCUCAGUACAAGAACCUGUGUUACUGGAGGCCCGUGAGGCUGGUGCACGGGUACGAAAACCGAUUCUUGGCAACCCUUUCAAAGUGAAGCAGAUGGUUGACAUUGGAUGCCCUGUACAGAACCGGACAGUUGCUGUUGUAACAGGGAUACGGUCAGUACCUGAAAAGACCUCUCUACAGACAAGCAGUCACACCUUUUCUCAGAACACCAAGAAAUCUCGGAGUACACGUGCCUCAACAAAAUCAAAGAAUAAAGAACUAGAACAACCUUCAACAGAAGCUUUCGUGAGGAAGAUUAAAGCAACACAGACUUUUAAAAUGCUUUCUCAAGAGCUAAAGGCAAUAUUUCUUUGGUUUCGGAACAGGAAUUUGAGACGGGAAAGCCGCUAUUUAGGAAACCAAUAUCUCCGGUCUAACAGACGUGGAAUGCUGGAAGCUCAGGGCUACAGUUUUGAAAAGAAGCUACAGGACACAAAAAUAGUGGUUUGCAGAUACCUAGUGAAGUGGUCGCAAGGCACACGUCACCAGAACAAAGUGCUUAAAAAACGUAGGAGUAAAGCAACUGUUCUCCAGGAACUCAAAAUGAGACACAGUAAUGCCAGCGGCGAUGAAGCAUUCGCUCAAGAAGAAAUCAAUAAUGCUCGCAGGAAGAAAAGGAAAAGAAGUCAAAGGGCAGUGCCACCUACUCUACAAACUGUACAAACUGAAGCAAAGAGAGAGUCCGUUGUUCAACACCUAUCUGCUGAAUCUGUUGCAAAUGUUCAGAAUCCCAAGUUCUCGACUUUAAUACCAGGUUCUUCAAAAGCAGUGGAUGCUAUUGUAGAGACGGUGCCAAAGCUCGACAGUGAUAUUGAUGAUAUUUUUUCAUUGAUUGGGGUGUAACUGAUUUUUGCACAAUGUGAAUUAUUGUGCAUAAUUAAAAUGUUUGAUGAGCAUAGCCAAAAGUAAGAUAUUAUUCUGUACUUAUAAUGCUGGAAAUGUAAUUUUGUUGUCACAAAAAUGCGUACUUUGGGCAUCAUUUGUACGUGCAGUGUGUCAUCCUGUCGCAAUUGGUAGCACUCUCGCCUCUGAGACAAAAGGUUUGGGGUUUAAGCCCGGCUUCAGGACAUUGCACUCACAUUAUGUGAGAUGACCGCCAAUGUAGUUCUGGUAGUGUGCUGCCAUCUUUCGGAUGAGCUGUUAAACCGCGGCCCUUUCUGCCUGUUCAAAU